ACAGAACUAACGUUAACUUAAGACUGAGUAUUUCAUUUGAUCAGCGAAUCAGAAGAUUUGGGCCUAAAUCUGCAAAGCAUUGAAUAAUCAUGAAGAACUCAACGUCAUCAGUUUGUCUCAUUUUCUGGCUAUCCAUCGCAUGCUGUGUGAUGUGGACAAUCAAUGCACAAACUUCCAGCAGCCAAACAACUGAUUCAGCAGUAACCUUUGAUGUGGAGGUGACGACGUCAGCAGACGCCCCUGAACAAACAGAAGAGUCAGGAGCAGAGUCUGAACAUGAGGGCACACCAUCACCUUCUCCCGUUCCUGAGCCUGCCCCCGGUAGUGGCAACGAGACAACGGUCACGGAGAAACCAAAGAGUGGUAGUGUCAUCAAGACUGCUUCUAUCACCCUUCUCACCAUGGCUAUCCUAGCAACCAAACUUGUUUAAUGAUUGUCUCCUUACGUCUCAGAAGUUAUCUUCAUCAUUCUAUGGUUGAAGGGAGUGCAUUAGCAUGACUACAUGAGGUGGCGGACAUCAGCGAAUUGUUACAUAAAACCUCGGCUUUUGAGGAUUUAAGUUCACCAAGGGAGACGGACAAUCUCUAAAC
Messenger RNA from Lytechinus variegatus (green sea urchin), 591 nucleotides. RefSeq lists its product as uncharacterized. The transcript is spliced from 5 exons. The coding region runs from base 90 to 431 and encodes 113 amino acids. NCBI's taxonomy places the organism in Eukaryota, Metazoa, Echinodermata, Echinoidea, Temnopleuroida, Toxopneustidae. The record is from RefSeq and is a predicted model, not a curated record.